UGAAAGUACUCCGAUCUGGCAUCACUGGCUGUUUAUCCAUUUUGUUAUUAUUUUAAUUAUACAUGUAUACUUUUUUUCAUAGCUUCGUAAUAAUUUAGUAAAGCUUAAAAUUGUACAAGUAUUGGAAAUGACUGUAAAUAAUGUUCGUGGAAUUAAUUAUAAAUAAUGAAAUCCAUUUCAGUGAUAUUAUAAGAAGCAAAUCAAUAGUCGAAGACAACUGCAGGUAUUCGAGAUUCAUAUGAUGCUAUUUCAUCACAUUUAUAUCAAUAUAAUGAAUGAAGUAAGAAAAUUCACUUAGACGUGUCAUAUACCAUAAGAAAAUAUUCCUCUGUACUCACAUCACGUGGCUACACAUCAUUCAGCAAAUGAGUAAUCUAUUGAAACGUGUUUAUCAAUAGUUAAAUAGCAGCCAGCGAAUAAAUGGUGCUAACAGAUGCCAUGGAAAGACGAAUUAAAUUAAAAACAUUAAAUAGCCACAUUACGUGCAAAAUAUGCAGAGGUUAUUUGAUAGACGCAACAACCGUUACAGAGUGCCUACAUACUUUUUGUAAAAGCUGUUUAGUGAAGCACUUAGAAGAGAAACAUACUUGUCCAACAUGUCAAAUAGUCAUUCACCAAUCUCAUCCUUUACAAUAUAUAAGCUUCGAUCGAACCAUGCAAGAUAUUGUCUACAAACUUGUUCCUGACCUUCAGGAAAAUGAAAUUAAAAGAGAAAGAGAAUUUUACAGAGCCAGAGGGUUGCCAUGCCCUAAAGAUAUUUUACCUAAUGCUAGUGAAACUGAAGACGAACAAUCUGAAAUACAUCAAGAUUGUGAUUAUCAUAGAACUGAUGAACAAGUUAAUGUGUGUUUAGAGUGUAUAAACACAAGUUUAAAAACCUUAAAACGAAAAUUCAUCAGAUGUUCUUCUCAAGCUACAAUUACGCACUUGAAAAAAUUUAUUGCCAAAAAAGUUCUCAAUGGAAUGGAAAAAUAUCGAGAUAUUGAUAUCUUGUGCAAUGAUGAGCUACUAGGAAAAGACCAUACUUUAAAAUUUGUUUAUGUAACAAGAUGGAGGUUCCGGGACCCACCUUUAAGGCUUCAAUACCGACCACGUAUAGAUAUUUAAGUUCUACAAUUUUCAUUAAUAAUGCUUGUUUAAAAAUUUAUUUUUAUUUUUAUCGUUUAUAUCAUCAUUUUUUUAGUUGAAUGAUGUCGUGAUUGUUGAUUUGAUUACGGCGUGUACAAUCAGAGUUAUCAGCGAAGCUCCAAAGCAAUUAUUUUACUUCAUAAUAGUUAAAAUACCUUAAUAUAAGUUUAUUUAAAAUCUAUUUCUAGAAAAUAUUGAUGACAAAACUGAUUUCCAUGAACGGAAAAUAAUAUUUUAUUACUUAAUAACCUUUAAAAUGACUGCCCA
Chelonus insularis is the source of this 1395-nucleotide messenger RNA. It is a transcript of the gene l(3)73Ah, whose product is annotated as lethal (3) 73Ah. The transcript is spliced from 4 exons. Gene Ontology annotation, cellular component: PRC1 complex. Bases 421 to 1107 code for a protein of 228 amino acids. NCBI's taxonomy places the organism in Eukaryota, Metazoa, Arthropoda, Insecta, Hymenoptera, Braconidae. Gene Ontology annotation, biological process: regulation of transcription by RNA polymerase II. The record is from RefSeq and is a predicted model, not a curated record.